Molecule: messenger RNA, 4560 nt
Organism: Nomia melanderi (Alkali bee)
Lineage: Eukaryota; Metazoa; Arthropoda; Insecta; Hymenoptera; Halictidae
Source: RefSeq, a predicted model, not a curated record
CGUGCGUCCAGGCGGCGGCGACGUGGCACGCUCGUCCACGCGCGCGAGACAUGAAUGAGCUUUUUCGCGGGGCCGCGGGUUCCGGGAUCGAGCAGCGCCAGCACCGAGAAUCAUUGAUCCUUCUCCCCCCUGGGGGAGCCGUUACGCCGGCAACGUCACACGCCGAGACGCGUGCACGCCGCGGUCCGCUCUCGGUGACGACAGUAGCUCCCGGCCGGAGGCCUGGCCGAUCCUCAUGAAUGCAACAAUAUGGAAAGACACCCGCGAGUCGCGGCGGGCUCGUCGGCGGAAGAGGAGCAAGGGAUAGUGACAGAUUUUGGGAGACGUAGACGAAGGGAUCAGAUUGUGUGCUGAAGAAGUUAAAAGUCGACAGCUUGAAUGAAAAGUAUCUUGGGCAGGUGGGAUGUUUGUGGAGUUGUAGUAGUUUAAUUAGUGAAACUGAGAAACGUAAGGGUUAGAAGACAGUUUCAGACAGUUGGCUGGCUAGAGCUUAGGGGAUCGUUUGAUCGAUCAGUUUAUCUUUAUGCAACCGGGCGUCGGUUUGUACGUAAGAUUGUGCGUUGAAGAUGUUAGAGAUUGACGCCUUGAAUGAAAAGCAUCUUGGACAGUUGGAGAUGUUUGUGAAGUUGUAAUGAUUGAAUAUGUGAAACUGGGAGAUGGAAGGAUAAUAGAGGACAGUUUGAGACAGUCACCGGCUGGCUAGGGGAUCGCUUGAUCGAUCAGUUUUUCAUUAUGCGAUCGGAUGUCAGUUUGUACACUUGUUGCCGGUGGCUCCCGUUGAUCCAGGCUCGCUGGUUUAGUUCCUUGAUUCUGAUUGGAGGGAACGGCGAAGAAGAUUGCUCGUUACCCGCUCGCUGGAGUAAUUGAUUUUUAUUUCCGGCGUGGUUAGAAUGGAUGACGCACGACGCGCACUAUAGUUUCCGGGGUGUCUGACCAGUGACAGGCUGUACUACUUGUUUGCACUGGACUGAUCGUGAAGCAGUGGAUCGAUGAAUUUGUUGGAAAGUUGAGACUGUCGUUACGAAGAGGAGGUGUUUGCUAUUGGAUUGAUGGCGACAAAUGGAGAUUGUCCAUUGGAUUUUGUAAUUGUAUUUCACGAAGAAUGAAAUUUGAAGAAAGGUCUCCUGAAACGAUCGAUGUAAAUAUAUUUUGUAAAGGUGGAAACGAGGAUGAAUUAUUUUUUAGACAAUCUUCGUUCACGUGCCAAGGAGGAAAUGUAUUUUCGGAUGAAUUAUUUUUGAAUGUUUGUAAGUACAACGACGAGCUGAAGAAAAUGGAGGACGAACAACGUGCAACGAUACUUGAGACAAUCGAUGAACAGAAUCGAGCUUAACGAAGAACUUGUGAUAAAUUAGCUACAAUUGUAGGACAAGUAGAUCGACGUAAAGAAACAGAAGGAUUAAACGAAAUAUUCAGAUCACCGGGACAAUGAAUUUUCCAUUGAAGAACAACGUGUUCGCUGCGAACAAGUUCCACUGGAUGCAGAACUGGCAUUCGUUGAACAUGGAUCUGAGGACGUUCCAGCCAUCGGCCAACUUCGCGUCGUAUUCGCUCUCGUAUCAUCCGUACAACAAUUUCUCGGUGUCUGCGUAUCAGAAUUACCUCGACUUCCAUCAUUACGUCAGAUCACGACUGAUGAUCACGUCGUUCGAUCAUCGAUUUUGCUGCUACGAUUCGAAGAACAUCUGCUCGUAUCUGUUCGACUCCCCGGUAUCCCUCGGAUCAGCAGGCUCGCCGCUCGGGAUCCAGCCGGCGGACGCUCCUUCACCCAUAAACUUUCCUGCUCCAGGAGAGAGCAUGGCCGACACCUCGACCCUGUCGCCGGAGGCUAACAUGCCGGGCUCGCCGGGCUGCCCCGUGGUCAAAGUGAAAAGCGAGUAUCUGCUAGGCAUCCCGAGUCCGGGGACGCCGCGGGACCCUCUACGCGGCGGUGUCGCGGUGGCCGGCAUGGAGGCGCGGGACACUGGGUGCCCGGACAGGGCGUCGCCAGACUCGGUCUUCCCGGAUGCGACGUCGAUGGUGGGCUUCAGAGUGGUCGAGGAGCAACAGCACCAGCAACACCAGCAACAGCGUUCCGGUACCCCGGCGCCAGCCAGGUCGUCGCCUUACUCGCCCAUUCAGGCUGUCUCCACGACCCCCAUGCCCCAAGAAGCGACCUCCAGGAGCGACAGCCCGGAUAAAGGUGACUUGUCCUCCGCUCAAACUAAAGAGGAGUCCGACAACUCGGUUUUCGAUGGAGGAGGCGGCAGCAGCACCGGCAGCGGCGGCGGUGGACGCUCCGAGACCUCCAGUCAACCCAGCCAUCGGAGUAGCCCGUCCUCUCAGUACAAUUCUAACCAGAGCAUGAGCCCCAGUGCGAGCACCCAGCAUGGCAGCCAAAGUGCACAGCAGCAGCAGCAGCAGCAGCAGCAGCAGCAACAGCAGCAGCAACAACCGCAGACCCCGCCGACACCACCCAGACCUCGGGCGCCAUCGGUGCCGCCUCAUCUUCUGGCCCAUCACCAAUUUUGGUCGCAGAACUCCGGUGUACAGGGAUUCGCCACGCAAAGGCUACUUAAUGGGGUUAUCAGCAGCGCCGUUAACUACGGGCAGAACGUCGCGGUCGUGUCCACCAGCAGCGGGAACACGAACUUGGCCGGCAGCGCGGGGAACGGAGGUAAUGGAGCUACGUCCGGGAACACGUGCGCCACUACGACUGCGUCCGCGUGCGAAACGAUGAAACCCCCGGCGCAAAGGCCGGCGCCGGCACCCCCGAGACCGCCGCCCACGGUGAUUAUGGGCGAGAUCGGCGGCGUAAGGACGAUGAUUUGGUCCGCGCCGCCGUUGGACCCGGUACCGCCGCCAGCUGCGUCGUGGACGACCACCGCCGCGGCGGCUUCCUGUUCUUCAUCGGAAGAAUCGGCCGCCCAGUUACUCCUGAACCUGGGACAAGAGUCCAGGGGCAAACCACCCUCCGCCUCCUAUUCGUCCGGCCCGCCGCUCAACAUGGAGAGGUUAUGGGCCGGCGACAUGACGCAAUUGCCGGCCGCCCAGCAGAUGCAGGCGCUGAAUCUGACGGCGUCCGGUUCCAGUCAAACGUGGGUAAGAAACGGAGGGGUCGUGAAAUCGGAGUCGGCGUCGCAGUCGAUGUCCGUCGCGCCUCCGGCGCCACCGAUGCCGCCUCAGGAGCACGAGGAAGACGAGACGCCUAUGAUAUGCAUGAUCUGCGAAGACAAGGCCACCGGUCUUCACUACGGCAUCAUCACGUGCGAAGGGUGUAAAGGGUUCUUCAAAAGGACCGUUCAAAAUAGGCGGGUGUACACGUGCGUGGCAGAAGGUGGCUGCGAAAUCACAAAAGCCCAAAGAAACAGGUGUCAAUACUGUCGCUUCAAAAAGUGCAUUGAACAGGGUAUGGUCCUCCAGGCAGUUCGAGAAGAUCGGAUGCCUGGUGGCAGAAAUUCUGGUGCUGUGUAUAACCUUUACAAGGUGAAAUACAAAAAGCACAAGAAAAGUAAUAAAACGAGCGGAGUGGGAGGUAGUAUGGGUGGCAUGGGUGGCGGUGGUAACGUUGGCGGUGUGAACGGGUCGGGAUCCCUGGGUGGCACGAAAAGCACCAUGGGCUCGACGAUGCUGGACAAACACAUGGCCGCGGCCGCGGCCGCUCACCAUAGCCAACAGCAGCACGCUCAGCUUGCUGGUGGUUUCCUUCAUCAUCACAAAAUUUCGUCGGGCGACCCGCUCAACUCACAACCUACCCCCAGUCAUCCGAGUCACCCUGCGCAUUCGGGUCAUCUCGUCAACGGGACGAUCUUGAAGACGGCGCUCACCAACCCCUCCGAAGUGGUACAUUUAAGGCAGAGGCUAGACAACGCUGUGAGCAGUUCGAGGGAUCGAGCAUUCCCUUUGGACACGACCCUCGCCAUGAUCCAAACCCUUAUAGACUGCGACGAGUUCCAAGAUAUCGCCACGUUGAGGAACUUGGACGAGCUGCUGGACCAUAAAUCAGACUUAAGUGAGAAGCUGUGUCAGAUAGGAGACAGCAUAGUGUACAAGUUGGUGCAGUGGACCAAAAGGUUACCGUUUUACCUUGAGCUACCGGUCGAAGUUCACACAAGGUUGCUCACCCACAAGUGGCACGAACUCUUGGUGCUGACCACCUCCGCCUACCAAGCGAUGCAUGGUCAGCACAAGUUCACCAACGUCGGUACCGACGGGACGGGAGCGGAUUUUAUGCAAGAAGUUUCGAACAACAUGUAUACGCUACAAACGUGCCUGACCAGCAUGAUGGGCCGGCCAAUUACCAUGGACCAAUUACGGCAAGACGUAGGGCUCAUGGUGGAAAAGAUCACAUACGUUACGCUAAUGUUCAGGAGGGUGAGGCUACGGAUGGAAGAGUAUGUCUGUCUGAAAGUAAUCACCAUGCUCUCACAAGAUGCAAAAUCACGUGGAGGUACAAUGGAAUUAGAACAAAUACAAGAACGGUACAUGAGCUGCCUGCGAAGUUUUGUCGAACACAGCGCGCCUCAACAGCCAAGCCGAUUUCAUGAUCUCCUCGUCAGGUUGCCGGAAAGGUCGAUCUGA